AUGCAAGGAAAUCUCAGCAACGUAUCUAACGAUAUCCUCGACGCUGAUGCAGAGUUUGACGGAAAGAUUGUAUUUCUGGUGUUCGUGUUGUUGCUUAUCCUUGCAACAGUCGUUGGUAAUGGUUUCGUAUUCAUGGCUGUUUACACAUUCCGUGAGUUGAGGACGGUAACAAAUUACUUCAUAGUGGCCCUUGCCGCCGCAGAUGUGGCCGUUGCUCUUUUGGCGAUGCCGGUAUGGCUUGUAAGAUCACUUGUUCACGUUGAAAGGGAACAAGAUAAUUAUGUGAUGGAUUUGUGCACCCAAUGGAUCGAUCCAUUCUGUUGUACAGCAUCCAUUGUGAACGCCACGUUAGUUUCCAUUGACCGUUAUUGUGCCAUUAGCAAGCCGCUACGCUACAGAACCAUGGUGACACCACUUCGUGCUAAGCGCUCCAUUGCCGUGGUUUGGGGAUUCGCAGUGGCCAUUGCAGGAGUCUCCUUUCUGCAAUUUCAUGAGUCCUACACGGUUAUCGAAGGCUAUGUUAUAUUUCUAUUCGUGACGCUAUUUUGUAUUCCCUUAAUCACGAUGUCGUUUGCGUAUAUCUCGAUCUGCAGGGCAGCCAUCCACCAGAUUUCUAAGAUGCACUCCACACGACUUAGCUCAACGUCUUACGAUCAAGACAGGAGGCAGUCGUUUGAACGACGAAAACGCUUCUUCAGAGAACUAAAAAUCACCAAAAUGCUUGCAGUCAUAGUGAGUCUGUUUAUUAUUUGCUGGAGUCCAUUCCUUGUGGUAACUCUCAUUGAAGCGUUCACGACUGAGGAAAUUCCACUUGCAGUUCAAGGUGUCAUCGUCUUUCUUCCCUACGUGCUUUCAUGCGCAAACCCUUGGAUCUAUACUGGAAUGAACAGGGAUUUUCGUUUGGCCUUUAAAAAGUUUUUUUGUAGCUCAAAGAUUCUAUGCCUUAAACGUUCCAGAGAGCGCAGCGCAAACGAGCGCAUGUUAAGGCCACUACCGUCGACCACAGUCGACGAAACCUUCAUUUCUAACGGCUUGCGACAAGGAUCCAACUCGAUUCGAAAGGUUUCCAGUCGUGGACCAGAAAUUACAACUGUUUAG
This is a messenger RNA of Pocillopora meandrina, 1098 nucleotides long. Lineage: Eukaryota; Metazoa; Cnidaria; Anthozoa; Scleractinia; Pocilloporidae. The record is from the annotation of a GenBank genome assembly.